Messenger RNA from Paramuricea clavata, 2778 nucleotides. The record is from the annotation of a GenBank genome assembly. NCBI's taxonomy places the organism in Eukaryota, Metazoa, Cnidaria, Anthozoa, Malacalcyonacea, Plexauridae.
AUGUCUUUGCCAUGGUACAACAAUGAAGAGACGAACUACGCUUGCCUCAGAAAAAUUGUAACGGAUGUCGUUAGUGAGGGCCUGAGGAUAAUCUUUAAGCAAGAAUGGAAUAACCGUUACCAGACAACGAUUGGUGCAUGGGACGACACUUUAAUCAGUGGCACUUUACUGUACAAUCGCGAAUACAAAAGAAAAGGUGCGAAAAAUUACUUGCCUAAAUUUCAGAAUGGGAACACAAAGGAAUGGGACUGUACCACAAUAUGUGAUGCAAUCCUUUUCUCCAACUGUAUCGGUAAAGCAGGUUUAAACCCUAGUAUUUAUUCAGAAGUCUAUAACUUGAGAGACAUUAGAAAUAAAGUUAUGCACCCUGAGGAAGGAAAGCUAUCCGAUCUCGUCUUUGAAGAUUUAUUUAAGAGGAUUCGAAAAUCCUUCCACAAUCUAGCUCUCUCAGUGAAGGAGUUAGAUGAAAUCAAGACGGAGAGAAAGCGUUUUUGUUCAUUCCAAGUUCUUCCACCUAAGCCAACACAUGAUGUCAUCUCUCGUACGGCUACUCUCUUACCAAUCAUCAACGAUUUACACAAGUUAUUUAGCACCAACGACGGCAAGCUUACCUAUCUCUACAUAUAUGGUAAUCCAGGAAGUGGUAAAUCCCAGUUGGCUAGACAGAUUGGGCAAAGUCACUAUAACGACGUGAUACAAAACCAGAGCGCGUUAACCUUCGUCAUGACGAUUAAUGGUAAAAGCCUGGCCACCCUUCUAGAGUCGUAUAAAGAUUUUACACGCCGUUUAAAUUGCGUGGAAAGUAUUGUAUCCAACAUCAUCAGUUCGAAAGAAACAACAAAAGAAGAAAAGAUCCGACUGUUGAGAACGCAGAUUUGCACAAGAAUCAAGACUUACAAAUCCUGGCUAAUUAUCGUCGAUAACGUUGAGGACUUGAAACUUGUCACCUCACUGCUGCCUCAGCUCAAAGAUGAAGAGUGGAACGGUGGUCAGGUAUUAAUAACGACGCAAGACGGUGCUUCUAUUCCUCCGAAUGCUUCCUGCACAAAGCACGUCUCUGUGAGUGAAGGUAUGGGAACGGAAGAGUCUUGUAGUCUCCUAGCUUCACUUUCUGGAAUUGGUGAUCGUCCCAUAUUGGCUGAAGUAGCAAAACAGUUAGAUUAUCAACCUCUUGCAUUGGCUGCCGCCGCAGUUUAUGUCAAACAAGUUAUUGAAUUGAAAGUAUCUCCUGGAUUUUCUUGGCAUAAUUAUUUGAAAAAGCUGGAAGCUGGGAAAAGAAAGCAAACAGAACAAUCACUUCGGGAUAUCAACACAGCCUAUUCACUCACUAUGACAACGGCUGUACUACUUGCUGUAGAAAAAUUUGCAGAAAGUGACAAAGUGUUGCGUAACAUUUUCCACUUUUUAUCGUUAUCGUCCCAUGAAUCUUUGCCGUUGGAGGUCGCAAUAAAUUACGUUCUUCUUCUAAAUCAAGAUUUAGAUGAAGAACAAGUUGGCAUUAAAAUCCGAAAAUGUUCUUUGAUUCUAUCAGAAGACCAAGAACUCGUUUGUAUUCGUUUACACCGCGUAGUUCACGAUGCCUUUAAAGUUUAUGCUAGCAACGAUGAAAGUGAAGAAGUCACGAGUAGCUUCGAAGCCGCAGCCCGAUCAUUUUUUCUGUUCAAAGGAAGGAAGGACGAAAGAAGUGUAAUUCCACAUUUGAAUGCUUUUAACACUGCUGUAACUAACAAGGACAUGUGUUUUUCAGAAAAGCCGAACUCUGAAAUUAGCAAAAUACUAUCUUAUUUUGGGUGUGUUUCAGAUCAUUAUGGAGAACUUUCACUCUCGAAACUGUUCCACGUUCAAGCUCUAGAGAUUUGCAAGAAACUGCCCAACCCUGACCAUAUUUUGCUUGCAGAAUUAUACAGCCACCUGGGCUGUGUUCAUUAUCACUUAGGUGACCUGCAGCAAGCCAAGCAGUAUGAUGAACACACUUUAACAAUUCGUAUGGAGAAGUUGGGUUCACGCCAUAUUGAUGUUGCAACUGCUUACAACAACCUGGGCACUGUGUACCGUGAUCUAGGUGACCUACAGCAAGCCAAGCAGCAUCAUGAACUUGCUUUAGAAAUUCGUAUCGAGAAGUUGGGUCCAAACCAUAAUGAUGUUGCAGCUUCUUACAACAACCUGGGCAAAGUGUACCAUGACCUACGCGACCUACCGCAAGCCAAGCAGUUUUAUGAACGGGCGUUAACAAUCAGUAUCAAGGAAUUGGGUUCACGCGAUAUUCAUGUUGCAACUGCUAACAAGAAUCUGGGUAAUGUGUACCGUGACCUGGGUAACACAGAUGACCUACAGAAAGCCAAGCAGCAUCAUAAACACGCUUUGGAAAUUCUAAUCGAGAAUUUGGGAUUACGCCAUAUUCGUGUUGCAACUGCCUACAAAAAUCUAGGUAAUGUGCACCUUGACCUGGGUGACCUACAUCAAGCCAAGAAGUAUAGUGAACUCGCUUUAGAUAUUCUAAUCGAGAAGUUGGGAUUACGUCACAUUCGUGUUGCAACUGCUUACAACGACCUUGGAGAAGUGCACAGAGCAUUGGGUGACCUACAGCAAGCCAAGCUGCACCACCAGGAAGCUCUAGCCAUUCGUAUUGAACGGUUAGAAUCAACGCAUCCACUUACUGCAACUUCUUACGACAAUUUGGGCAGAGUGUGCGAAGACUUGCGCGAGCUACAGCAAGCCAAGGAAUGUCGUGACAGUGCCAUGGUCAUUCGUAAGAAUAACAUGGAAAAUGCACAGUAA